CUUUUCAAUUUGAAAAUAUUUGUUUCCAUUUGCACUUUAUCUUUCCUUUUUUAUUUUAACCCUUUUUUUUUUUCGUUAGUGAGAUUUUCACUAUCAUAUAUUUUGGUCUUCUUUAUAGAGCUACAAUAAGUUUUUUCAAUAUCUGUUUCUUUAACAUUUAAUCUUCUUUCCCUUUCAAUUUCUUGCUGAGAGAGAGAGAAAGAACUGACAUGAUGGGGCAGAAUCGUUUUCCAGAAGAAAGGAAAAGAGAUUGGCUUGGUGCCCUUUUGAAGUGCGGCUUUGGAUGUUGUGAAGAACACAAAGACAUUAGGUUUAAUGAGAAGAAUGUGUUCUGCAUAGAUUGCGUAGCUGGCUUGUGUAGGCACUGCAAGGAAGCUCAUUCUCUCCAUAGAAGGUUUCAGAUAUACAAAUAUUCCUAUCAGGAUGUUGUGCGCCAUUAUGAUCUUCAGAAGUAUUUUGAUUGCUCAAAUAUUCAGACUUAUGUGUCCAACAAUGAAAAGAUUGUGCAUCUCAGACCCCGGACUUCAACCAAAGAAUUCAAGCUAACAAGAAAAUCCAAGUUUGAUAAUCUUUGCUCUGAGUCUAAUGCCAAAGAAGUCAAAGUAGCAACACCUCCAAAGUGGGGUGGUACUUGUGAAGAAUGUGGAAAGCAUUUACAAGAUGAGCGCAAUCGAUUCUGCUCCAUUACAUGCAAGAUCUCAGUGCUUCCUCACCAUGCACAAAGGAUUCCAGAGGAGGGUGUUGACCAACAUGAUAACCAAAACUCCGAAACUGAGUCAUCUAUAUCUGUAGCUGAGCCAUAUGAAUGUUUUGAAGUAGUGACUUUAAGAAAGCGCCCAAGGAAAGCCAACCCUCAGAAAACAUGUUAUUUUGUCUUCCCUUGUUGAAAAUUUGUCCUUAGUUUUGCUUACAGUUCUAUUUUUGCUUUACAUUUUUGGAGAAUAAGAAAUUUUGGAACAUUUGAGGAACCUCAACUCAACCCCUCUGUAUCCCAUUUUGUGGUUCAAAGUUGGGAAUUCAGGAGCUUUGGAACUUGCUGAGAUUGUACGGCGCACAGGGUUGAUAUUAAAAUUAAAGAUGUAUAGGAUGUACUUUGGUUACUUUUGAAUUCCAUCCUUUUCAGCUCUAAUAGUGAACUGGAAAUUAGUAUCCCUUAGUUAAAUGAUGCUUUUCAAACAAAAUUAUUUAUGGUGAUUAUGCAAACUUACAAGUUACAAUAUG
Molecule: messenger RNA, 1221 nt
Organism: Glycine soja
Lineage: Eukaryota; Viridiplantae; Streptophyta; Magnoliopsida; Fabales; Fabaceae
Exons: 4
Coding region: 210-887 (225 amino acids)
Molecular function (GO): zinc ion binding
Source: RefSeq, a predicted model, not a curated record